Molecule: messenger RNA, 2322 nt
Organism: Leucoraja erinaceus (little skate)
Lineage: Eukaryota; Metazoa; Chordata; Chondrichthyes; Rajiformes; Rajidae
Gene: cratb
Product: carnitine O-acetyltransferase b
Exons: 14
Coding region: 215-2110 (631 amino acids)
Biological process (GO): carnitine metabolic process, CoA-linked
Cellular component (GO): peroxisome
Molecular function (GO): carnitine O-acetyltransferase activity
Source: RefSeq, a predicted model, not a curated record
UCACCAUUAUAAACAGGAAGCAGACAACAUCUCUGGUGAACUAUAAACUCCUGCCUUUCUCUUACAUCCGACUCCAGCACCCCCUAGCAGCUGAACGGGGGAGGAAAGAAAGCUGCAACUAAACGACUUGACCUAUCUUUGUAAAAAAUAUAUAUAUAUAUCUAUUUAAGUGGCUCUCUGCAUCGGAAUGAAAUAAAUUCGUCCCUGGUAAAGCAUGAUGCUCACAGCGUCCAUGCGCCUUCUGCCAGCUCGAAUAUGGCGAUCUCCACUCCAGGUCAAGACUCCAGGCUUUUUCCGCCCCACCCCAAGGGCUUUCUCCACGCAGUGCCCGUUGCCUCAGCUGCCCGUGCCUCCGUUGAGGCAUACGCUGGAGCGUUACCUCCUGGCGCUGCAACCCCUGGUCACCCCGGAGGAGCUGGAACAGACGAGGCAAAUGGUGAGGGACUUCAGUAAGCCACGUGGCAUCGGGCCAAAACUGCAGGACAGGCUGGAGAAGCGGUCGAAGAGAACUGAGAACUGGCUCACCGACUGGUGGAUCCAGAGCGCCUACCUGACGUGCCGGCUUCCCCUGGCUGUCCACUCGAACCCUGCCGUGGUUCUGCCCAAACAGGACUACAACGAUUGGAAAGGGCAGCUCAGGUUUGCGGCCAAACUAAUCGCUGGAGUGCUGGACUUCAAGUGUAAGCUCGACAGUCAGUCGCUUGCAACUGAGUACAGUCGGGCGAACCCCCUCUGCAUGGAUCUGUACGCCAAGAUCCUGUCCUCCUGUCGUAUCCCUGGGCCCAAACACGACACCCUGAUCAAUUACGGGUCCACCAGGAGUCCACCGACGCACGUCACCGUAGUCCGCAACUUCCAGUUCUUCCACCUGGAUGUGUACAACAGCGACGGCUCGCCUCUGACUGUGGACCAGAUUCACAUGCAGCUGCAGCGCAUCCGGAAUUUCUCCUGGAAGACGGACAAGGAGCCGUUGGGAGUUCUGACGAGCGAUCACCGCAACACCUGGGGCCAGGCCUACAACACCCUCAUGAAAGACAAGCUGAACAGAGAGUCGGUCAGGGCCAUUCAGCAGAGCAUCUUUACCGUGUGCCUGGACUCGCCCGUCCUGAAAAUCUCGGAGGAGAAGUACACGAGCCGGAUGGCGGCCCAGAUGCUACACGGAGGUGGAAGUUACUCCAACAGCGGCAACCGCUGGUUUGAUAAAGCGCUGCAGUUCAUUGUUGGUGAGGAUGGAUCCUGUGGUGUAAUCUACGAACAAUCUUGUGGUGAGGGGCCGCCCAUUGUUGCCAUUUUGGACCACGUUCUAGAUUAUUGCAAGGACCCGGAUACAGUUCGAGCUCCAAUGAUUCCUCUGCCGUUACCCAAGAAACUGUAUUUCUACAUCACUCCAGAGAUAAAGUGGGAUAUUGAGCAUGCAAAACAGAAUCUGGACAUUUUAGUUAACGACCUGGACAUCAGCUGCUUCACGUACAGAAACUUUGGCAAAGACUUCCCCAAAAAACAUGGCAUAAGCCCGGACUCGUUUGUCCAGAUGGCUCUUCAGUUGGCUUACUUCAGAAUGUACAAGGAGCUGUGUUCUGCUUGCGAGACUGUUUCACUGAGGAACUUUCAUUUGGGGCGCACAGAUGUGGUACGAUCCUCGUCCACGGAUUCCUUGGAGUUUGUGGAAAGCAUGGACAAUGAAAAAAUUGAGGCAAACCAGAAGGUUGCGGCUUUGAGGAGAGCUAUUGACUGCCACAGCGCAUACACCGACAUGGCGCUGAAAGGCUUGGCAAUUGACAGGCACCUGUUGGGACUGAAGCUGCAGGCUAUCGAGGAAGGGCUGAGCGUGCCGGAAAUCUUCAUGGACACAUCCUUCGCUGUGGCCACUCACUGGAGACUCUCGACGGGACAGGUCUCUGCCAGAGCUGACUGUGUGAUGUGCUUCGGCCCGAUGGAGCCAGACGGAUAUGGGGUUUGGUACAACCCUUUGGAGGACCACAUCAAUUUCUCCGUCUCUGCCUUCAACUGCUGUGAGGAGACGAAUGCGGAAUGGUUCUCCAAGUCGCUGGAGACGGCCCUCUCCGACCUGCACAGCUUGGUCUUGGGAGCUACCGGUCAGACCUCUUAGGGGGACCGGUCUGGAAGAGGCCGCCCGCUAUACAAAGGGAGCCAUGAUCCCUUGCUCUGAGAGGUCUCCUUUGCAAUAUGAACUAGUAUGAUAGUCAGGCUGAUGGAUGUUAGUUUCAUAUGAUCCUGCAACUGAACUGAUAGUUGGUGCACACACACACGUGCACACACACACAUGCGCACGCACACACACACAUGCACACACACACACCC